AGAUGACAUUUCCUAUUUGACAAUUUGAAAUUUUCAUUUUAAAAUUUUGUAAUUGAGUAAAAACUAAAAACAAGAAAAUAAAUUUACAAAAUGUCUUCGAAUUUAUCUGCUAUUGAAUUAUUAAAUAUGGGAGAUCAGGGAAGAAAGAGACCAUUCUUAAAUGAAUACUGGCCAUACAUUCUUGGUGGUUUUUUUGGAAUAGGCACCGGAGUGAUGAUUAACUUUGGCACCAAACGUCCCCUCAUGAGCGGUAUCCAAAAGCAUAUCCUUGGUGUGGUGGGUUGGACAGCAGUUUUAACUUAUGUGACAAACAAACGACAUGAAUAUUUAGCAGAAAAAGAUGCUGUUCUCAGGCAUUAUAUUGAAUUGCACCCAGAAGAUUUCCCCAUUCCCGAAAGAAAGAAGAUUGGUGACAUCUUUGAACCAUGGGUACCAAUUCGUUAAUUUUAUAUCUAUCUAAUUAUUAUUGGUGUAUUAUGUUUAGUUGCAUGUUAGUGCAGAUCCAAUGUUAAAAUAAAUUAUUACAAUUUGGGAAUAAAACAUUUUGAUUUGUGAAAAGGUUUAAUGGCAGAAAGUUAUAAAUAAAUAAAGUAAACAUUAAGUUAAAUUAGCUUAA
Maniola jurtina (meadow brown) is the source of this 616-nucleotide messenger RNA. It is a transcript of the gene ND-B14.5B, whose product is annotated as NADH dehydrogenase [ubiquinone] 1 subunit C2. Lineage: Eukaryota; Metazoa; Arthropoda; Insecta; Lepidoptera; Nymphalidae. The coding region runs from base 91 to 444 and encodes 117 amino acids. Gene Ontology annotation, cellular component: mitochondrial inner membrane. The transcript has 3 exons. The record is from RefSeq and is a predicted model, not a curated record. Gene Ontology annotation, biological process: mitochondrial electron transport, NADH to ubiquinone.